AUGCAGAGACAAUCUCUUCCUCUUUCGCACUCCUCCAAGGGAAUGCUUUUAAAUUUGGCAGCGCCUAGAAGGAUCUGGUGUCGAAUACAAAACAGCACGGACAGCAUCAAUGAACCUUUUUUUGUAGAUUUUGAGGAGCUCGAUACAGUGGAUGAUCUGAAAAGUAGGAUCUUUGACAAAUUAAACGGCAGGCGAUGGCGCAAUGUGAAUGAUAACGCUUCAAUUGCCCUCGGAUUCAUAAAUUCAGGUGAUAUUGAGAACGAUAAUGCUGGACAAAGUAGUACUCAGCUCGAGUCACCGGUGUUCAUAAAUGCUAAAACUGCUAGUAAAAUGGGCGAGGAACUAUGGACGACACCGUCCACUCAAACUGAUGUUUCAACGAGUAGUAGUGAGUUAUCCGACUCAUCCAAGGAUCAAACACUGCACAUGGGGCAUGUCGAAGUCCAACGCUGUCCACAGCUCCAAGGAUACCAAUCCCAAGAUACAGAUCUGCCUCUCCCUCCCACACAAAUACCUCAUGGUUUGCAGGGAAUACUAUGCACCCCCCACAGCCAGGAGUUCCCUUUGCAUCUCCCAAAAGCAAAUCUUUAUUCCCACAUUCCUCGCAUUUACUUUCACCUUCUUUACAAAAAACCAUUGCAAUAUACUUGCGAAGCUAUCGAUGAUGCAUCAUUUAAAAUAAUAUUCCUUCCAGACCAAUCAAUAUCAGAAAUUUAUUCAGAGCUAUUUGGAUCUCUAGGUCAACAAACGGCGUCAGAAUCGCUGCUUGUUUUUUCCUCUGAGCGUUUAUCGCUUCAUGAUGUAUACACCGAUAUUUCGAACAGCGCAGAAACCAAUAAAACUGCUACGGUUCCAACAAGUAAGGACGGACAGCCUACCACGGACUCAACAUAUGGAUCAGACGAACAACUUCAGGCCCCCUACACCGAUGAUCCAGGUAGGAAAAUACAAGGGAGUACGACGCGAACGUUUCAAGGCAAUGAGGAUCAGGGGAACUUUGACUUUAACGAGGAGUUAAGCAACGCUACCCCUGAUUCCCCAAAACAGGCGGUAUUGUUACUACCGAAGGAUUACUAUAAAAAGAAUGGCGAAUGUGCUAACAACUCUGAAAAUGAGAACGACAACGCAAAUGCCGGACUAAAGUUAUCACGAUCAAGGACUGCAAGCUCAUCGUCUUCAUCCUCCAGUAGAUUGAAUUUUGGGAAGGAGAACACAGCACAAGAUGAAGCAGACAAUACAAUGACUCGUCCUUUACCCCCAUUGAGCGAGCAGGAAGUGGGUUUAUUACACCCUACCUUGGAGACCGAGUGGAGAAGACGCGUAUCCCAGGUGGGGAAACCAGGUUUGAUUAAUGAGACACCGGGUGACAUGUUUAGCUCGCAGACGAAUAGUGGCCGAACCCUCAACAAUUACGCAGAACCGAGAACCACCGUAGAGCCGACUGUGAGGCCACAGACCCCGAUCAAGCUGUCAUCGCUCCCCAUUGCGCUAAAAACUAUUCCUAACAAUGGCACAAAUACCAGCACUAGCGCAAAUGUCUUCCCAAAAAUUAAUGUGCUCAUAGUCGAAGAUAACGUCAUCAACCAAGCUAUUCUUGGGUCUUUUUUGAGAAAGCACAAAAUCUCCUACAAAGUAGCCAAAAAUGGUAAAGAGGCAGUUGAUAUUUGGAAAGAGGGUGGGCUGCACUUAAUAUUCAUGGACUUGCAGCUUCCCGUGCUAUCAGGUAUUGACGCGGCAAAACAGAUCAGAGACUGCGAGAAGAAAAGGACGGCGUCACAGAAUGCACCCGUCAUUAUUGUUGCACUGACUGCCUCCAAUUCGAUCGAGGACAAGCGGAAAGCUUUAAUAUCCGGUUGUAAUGACUACUUAACCAAACCGGUGAAUCUUCAUUGGCUAAGCAAAAAAAUCACGGAAUGGGGGUGUAUGCAAGCAUUGAUUGAUUUUUGA
Messenger RNA from Huiozyma naganishii CBS 8797, 1947 nucleotides. RefSeq names its product mitogen-activated protein kinase kinase kinase SSK1 (gene SSK1). The transcript has a single exon. Lineage: Eukaryota; Fungi; Ascomycota; Saccharomycetes; Saccharomycetales; Saccharomycetaceae. The coding region runs from base 1 to 1947 and encodes 648 amino acids. The record is from RefSeq and is a predicted model, not a curated record. Gene Ontology annotation, biological process: phosphorelay signal transduction system.